Leptinotarsa decemlineata (Colorado potato beetle) is the source of this 5508-nucleotide messenger RNA. RefSeq lists its product as uncharacterized. NCBI's taxonomy places the organism in Eukaryota, Metazoa, Arthropoda, Insecta, Coleoptera, Chrysomelidae. Gene Ontology annotation, cellular component: endoplasmic reticulum. The record is from RefSeq and is a predicted model, not a curated record.
AAAGCACCUACAUCGAACCGUCCCCAAUUAAACCCAUAAUAAACAAACGAAACCAGGCUAAUCAGCAGCCGAUUCGCUAUCAGUUCGGUCGCCGUUUUCGAUAACAGCUCGAGCAAUUUUAACAACCGCGGGACGGAAAUUGUUAUCGCUAGUACCACCGCCACAUAUCAACUUUCCGGACGGUAUGACCGUAUACAGAAUCGAGCCGUUCGAGAAGUGCCAUCGGGAAAUGUUCGGAGACCUGGUGCUCACCUGUCAAACGCCCAUACAGGGCGAGCUGCCGCGAAGGCUCGUCCUGCCCGUGACGUACAGCGUCGAGGUGCGACGGGCGUCGGCAGAUUCGGCGACCAACACGAGGAUUUUGGAAAGUGAGAAGAGACGCGCUUCUGCUCUCGUAGACGAACUCCUCAUGGACAUUUAUUACAGUGUGCACAACAGUACGGAUUACAAUUCUACGUCGGGAAAGUCGCACAGGAGCUCGUGGGUGGAAGUCGUCAACUUGGAGGAAAAAGAGGUCGCAGAACUGUCAUACAUCAUGACAUGCCUGACAAAUUAUACAGAACGGAUGGGCAGCGUCUUGGUGCGCCAGUUGAAACGUCGCGACGCCUUGCGUCGUCAGCAGGAAGCGUAUUGCGACGUCAUCACGAGGAAGCUACAGGAACGUCUGCCUCAAAGUGCAGCUCCAGAGGACAUGCGUUUUAUGAUCCAGCCCUUGCCAGGUGAUACGGGAUUUUCACAAUGGUGCGCCGCUAUGAAAAUGGUCGCACAGCUUCCUGGUGGAAUUCCCCCAGAGUUCAGGAAUCGUCUGUGGUUGACCCUGGCAGAAAGACAUUUGGCAGCUAAAGGAGUCAACUGGCCAGAAGUGGAAAGAACUUGUUUCAGCGAAUGGUCUCAUCCCGCAGAUGCCGAAUUAGGAGUUCAAAUUGUUAAGGAUCUACACAGGACAGGCUGCAGUUUAUUUUGCGGGGAGAAUGGACAAGAAAAUCAAGCCCUAUUGAAAAGAGUUUUACUGGCUUACGCUAGAUGGAACAAAGCCGUAGGCUACUGCCAAGGUUUCAACAUGCUGGCAGCUCUAAUUUUGCAAGUGACUGAAAGAUGUGAAACCGACGCCCUCAAACUUAUGAUUUACCUCGUAGAGGGAGUUCUGCCGGAUUCCUAUUUCGCUGAUAGCCUAAGAGGGUUGUCCGUUGACAUGGCCGUCUUCAGAGAGUUGUUGAGAAGUCGACUGCCUCGGUUAUCAAAACACCUCGACACUCUCCAGAACGCUGCCAAAGAUGGAAGCAGGAGCUACGAACCUCCUUUAACUAACGUCUUCACAAUGCAGUGGUUUCUCACUCUCUUCUGUAACUGCCUGCCGCAGCCUACCGUCCUCCGCGUGUGGGAUCUCAUACUCUUGGAAGGGAACGAAAUCCUCCUGCGCACAGCCCUAGCCAUCUGGCAGGUCCUUGCAGAACGUAUCCUGAGCGCCCGUAGCGCCGACGAAUUCUACUGCAUCAUGGGCGUCCUCAUGAGAGAACUGCUGGAGUUCGGUCUGAUCGACGGUAACUCCCUGAUCAAAGCCGUCGUGGCGAUCGGGCCUUUGACAGAACUGAAAACGCUCAGGGAGCACUACUUGUACAACAUCAACCCCUGGGGAGCCGCAAGUCUACCCCAGACCGUCGAGAAGCAGCUGAAGCUGUACCCCAGGCACGCUUUGGCCUUGGACAUCAGUUCCUUGAAGAAGCAGUACGCCAAGCUGAAGCAGAGGCAGCGGCAGGCCCACAUCAUCUUCAGCGCUGCUAUCUCCAGGCAGCCGCCCCCAACACCACCGGUGACGAUGAACCACUUGCUAAUCGGGAAAAGCGCGCUGGUUCCGGCGAAGCGAUUGGGCCCUCCAAAGGGCUCCAUUCCUCCUGCUAGGCAAGUCCCCAGCACCUUGCACUGGAAAGACGCCCCCAAGCAGACGUCCAGCUCCAGCUCCAGCGAUACCGAGCUCUGCGAUGAAGAGUCUGUUGAAUCUUCUGACGAAGACGUCGUAGAUAAUCUUCCCCAGGACUCUGGAACAGAUCUUAUGAAAAUCGACAAUAGUGCCAGUAUAGAAGAUACUGUUAGCCAAACCCUAGAGACUGAACUAGCUGAUUGCAAGGAAUCUGACGAGGAUAAUCUAGACUUUGAGCAAUUCCUAGCAGAUCGUGUCAAAUGCUUUAAGGUGGAAGACCCGGAGGAGAGGAUCAACUGCGCCAGAAGAAACAGCGAAAGGGCGCUGCAGAUCAUUCAGGAAAACUCGCUGAUUCUGCACAGGAUUCUGCAGUGCCAAAGUAGACUAUCACCUUCACCGCCUCUGAAGGUAGACGAAGCAGGUACCGCCCCUCCGAGUCACAGUUACGAUGCACCACUGCCGAAGGAGAUCGAUAAAGAGGACAUUACUUCUUCAAGAGAUUCAAACCCACCUGAAUACGGUUCGAGGUAUACGAGCAUUCUGGAAAAGAGCAAAAGCCUUGAUGAGAAGUAUAAUGCUCUGAUUCUGAACAAGCCAAUGUCAAAAACUGCUGAGGAAUUAAACAGAAACGUUGAAGAUACAAGUGACGUCCUAUCAAAUUCACCUAGAGAGAAAAGUCAGCAUUUUUUUAAUGAUUACAGGAUCGGUCAGGAGCCAAAGAGUAUGACAAAAUCAUACGAGAAUUUGCCUGUUGUUCACGAAGAAACAGUCGAUAAUACUAAUACCGACAAAACUACUACCAGUGAUUUGGAUUUCAUUCGGUAUGACAAGGAUCAAGAAAGUAUACAGUCAGAUCCAUAUUUCCCCAGAAAAUUCAACUUUAAUGAUGGUUACAGUUUUGGUCAAGAUGAAUCUAAUAUGACAGAUAAAUCUUCCGAAUAUGUUUCUGAAUAUUUAUCGAAAAUAAAUCAAACUGUUCUUGAAUCAAGAGAAUCUCCUUCUCAGUUUUGCGGUUAUGACGAAAGUUUCAGCAAGAAUACCCCUUAUAUUUUCCCAUUCGUGAAUAGCCCAAAUGUUACUAAAAUCUCAAGAGAAAUCAGUGAUAUAAAUUCACCGAACAGUGUCACUGAUGAAAAUAUCAAAGAAACUGCAGACUCUGCAGUCAGUUUAAUCGAUUCAGACUUCAAAAACUACUUGUUUCUAUCGAAUGAAGAGAUUGCCAAGUCUCCUGACUCUCCCAGACACCAGCAGAAGGAAAUAACACCUCUAAGGGAAAGAGUUUAUACAACUUUUGAUCAGCUACUGAAUCCUGAAGCCGAAGAUAAAGACUCUGGAGUAUACUCCACGACAGAUUUCAUUAGAUCGAUGAAUGAUUCCAGAACAACAACUGAAUAUUUUGUUUCUCAAACACCAAUCAUUGUUUCAGAGGAUCAUAACAAAAUAGACAUGGAUAGUGGAUCAUUCCCAAAUGAAUGUACCGUAAAAAGUGUAUUUCCAUUGCAGAUUUCCACAAAUGGUGAAGACAACAGUUCAAAUGGUUCUAUUAAAUCUCCGACUGUCUCAAAAAGUAUCUCGAGCGAAACCAAGCACGGAUUGAAGGCUGUUGUAACUUUAGAUGCCACCGAACAUGCGAAGCCUUCUGUGAAACAUGGAGAAAUUCCCACUUUCAAAUCCCCCAAAAGGUCCCCAUUGAGGUCACCGCUCAAAUCUCCUCUAAGAUCUCCCAGCAACUGUUUCAACCCUUUUCCGGUUCCCCUCAGCUCUAGGCAGAGUAAGGAGGUUCCUUUGAAGUUGGGCUUGUACAAAAAGUGACGGGUCGGUUUUGGUUAUUUGCUUUGCGUGGAAGACUGCUUUUUUGACUAUCUGUUUCUAUAUUCAACUUCAUAUGAGAAUAUACUGUUGUAUAAUAAUCUUACUAUAUUAGUAAACCGGAUACGUUGUUGUGGAGGUUGAAUACUCAAGAUAAAAUGAGUUUAGUUCUACCUGGAAAUUAGGAGUUUGGAGUUGAAAGAUUUCCAUCAAUGCGUGUUGUCUUUUGGAGAUUUGUGCUGAGUCUAUUUGAGUAAUGAAUGGAAUAAGGUGUUUUUUCUUCCCGAUAGCAUUAUUUUUCUCUCGUCUGUAAUUGAAUAAUCAUUCGAAUAAUUUUAGAAAAAUGUUAGGAAAAAAUGGAGACACUUUGGAAUCCAGAAGAAUCCGAGAGGGGUGGAAAACAAAAAUGUAGAGCAACAAUCAAUUUCAAUUCAAAAUAAUCCAUUACGAGUCGAGAAAAAAAAAGAUAUUUUCAUUUAACCGUUGCCUUCGCCAAAAUGUAAAAACAGGUACUUUUUGCAUUUUUAAUUAUUUCUAUAAUAAACAUUCAAUAAACACACCUAUAUCUUUAUUACAAACACUUUUGAAAUUUAUGAAUAAUUUCAAAAACGAUAAUUAAAGAAUAUAUCUGUGAUAUUACUUAUUCUAAAAAGUUAACUUGAGAUUGCAAUUGUACGAGGAGUUUGUUAUUAUCACAGGAAGCACUUCAAUCAUUUAGGAAUACGUCACAAAAAAUUCUGCAAUAGAAUAUUAUUGUCAACUGUAUCAAAUGAUUUGCAAAAAUCCAGAGACAGAAGGUUACAUUUUUUAUUAUGAAUAAUUUCAAUUUGAAUGCAAGUUGUCAUAUCAAUCACCAUAGCUUUAGUAUAUCUGCAUCUGAAUAAACCACACUAACUAGAACAUAAUAAAUUAUUAUUAUCUAAAACAGAAAUAGGAAAAUACUGAUUCAAAUCACAUUUUUUACCAUUUCUGUUAAGUUGAAAUACCGCAGCAAUGUUGAUUUUUUCUAUAAUUGAAAGAUUCUGUACAAUUUCACAUAAAAUUGUUGAAAUUUUCCUUUUAACAAUUUUUGAUAAAUUACACGUAUAUCAUCAAAACCACCAACUUUGUUUAAAUCUGAAUUAUUUUUAAACCUCUCAAUUUCCAGAAUGUCUACUGGUUUCAGAAACAUGGACAUAAUGUUUGAUGGAUCAUUGAAAAUAUUUGCGACCACUGAUGACACAGGAUCCUUCCCAAAAUCUCCAAACUGUAUCAUAUUCAAAAUUCAAUUAUUUCACUAAGGUACUGGAUUGAUCUUAAUGCUCCAGCUGUUCCACUAGUUACAACUUCAAAUUUAAAAUCGGGCUUACAUUCGUCCAACGUAGAAAUUUUUAAAUGACACCUGCUCCUUCGCCAAAAAUUGAACAUUAUUGUGAUUUCAAGUUAUAAAAUGUAUAAAUUAGGAAAAACCAUCCAGUAUAAUCAAAUAUUCAAGCAAAAUGAAUCAGAAUAAUAUUUUCACAUGAGGUUUGAUUUCUUGAAUACUCACGUUCAAAAAAAGUUUAGAUCAAUGAAUCAAAAAUUAUGUUGAAUUAAAUUAACAGUUCUAUUUAGGAGUUGAAAUAUCUUCAUUCCAUUCAUUGAUGAAAAUUCUUAGAGUUAAGAUAGUUUUUAAAAAGAAUCCUCGUUGAUACUAUUUUGCGCUGUGCCAGGUCCGUUCGUUCUUGAAGUAUUUUGUAGAAUACAAUGAUAUAUAUUUCCUUAAAAAUUGUUAUUCGAUUAUAUAUAAUGUUACUUGAUGA